Molecule: messenger RNA, 887 nt
Organism: Mercenaria mercenaria
Lineage: Eukaryota; Metazoa; Mollusca; Bivalvia; Venerida; Veneridae
Product: fibrinogen-like protein 1
Exons: 4
Coding region: 38-802 (254 amino acids)
Source: RefSeq, a predicted model, not a curated record
UAACCUUCGUACAGAUCAGGAUACAUAGGGACGUCAGAUGAGUCGAUACUGUCUUACAGCGAAGAUGCAGACUGGAAGUAUUGUUUUUCUGAUUUCGAUAUAUGUGUGUUUUGGAGAGGGGAUCAGUGUGAAAAAUGUAAAUGACAAACUGAAAUAUAACGAUUGUGAUGAUGUGUUGCGGAGUGGCAGUUACCGGGAAUCUGGGAACUAUGUUGUAUUCCUCAACAGCUCGGAACCUUUGCAGGUUUACUGUAACUUUGAAUCUGUAGAAGCCAGGACACCCAUCAUGCAACAGAAGUACGGUCGUGAGAAUUUCCAACGCUACUGGCACGAUUAUGAGUACGGGUUUGGGAACGCGGCCAGUGGUGACUUUUGGAUGGGCCUAAAGCAUAUGAAGAGACUUACAGACACCGGUUUUAACGUCCUCACGGUUACGCUGCAAGAUUGUAAAAAUACAAUCAAAGUUAUCCGAUACAAUUACUUCCGCUUGGGACCAGCUUAUCAACGUUAUCCGUUAAGAAUUGGCAGUUACGUUUCGAGCUCUGUCCUACCUGAUGACUUUUACCACAACAAUGGCAUGCAGUUUGCGACCAUCGAUCGUCCCGACCAUCAUAAUUGUGCCACCCACCAGAGAGGAGGCUGGUGGUAUAAUUACUGUAGCUUCAGUCUCCCGACGGGACGUUAUUACAUCGGCUGUUAUUACAAACCAUCCGGCGGCUUUUAUGACGGUAUUUACUACAAAGAUUGGCACGGCUUCGGAUAUUCGUUGAAAUAUAUCAAAAUGGAAUUGUCUCUCUACUAACAUGUUCAGUGUAUGAGUUACUUUCUUAUAUAGAUAGUGCUUGAACUUUGUCCUUACUGACAGAAUUAAAAGAUGCAUCAAUUUC